Nothobranchius furzeri (turquoise killifish) is the source of this 2328-nucleotide messenger RNA. RefSeq names its product ubiquitin specific peptidase 14 (tRNA-guanine transglycosylase) (gene usp14). Gene Ontology annotation, molecular function: cysteine-type deubiquitinase activity; proteasome binding; protein binding. Lineage: Eukaryota; Metazoa; Chordata; Actinopteri; Cyprinodontiformes; Nothobranchiidae. Gene Ontology annotation, biological process: proteasome-mediated ubiquitin-dependent protein catabolic process; regulation of proteasomal protein catabolic process; protein deubiquitination. The record is from RefSeq and is a predicted model, not a curated record.
UCCGGAGAUAUGGUAAGAUCUGUUUGAAUAUCAUUUUACAUAUCUCUACAUUUCAAAUUUAAGAAUUCUGUCAUUACUAAAUGCUUUCAUACAUCCUCAGCCUAGACUGCAGCAGGGCAACUAGUAAAUAGUCGAGUGCAUCGAUGAGUUUCCAGCGUGUUGUUGCAGCGUCAUCCUGUUUGAAUGAAGUUCAGCCCGAGAACUAGCCACCUCCUGAUUCGCGCCCCACUAGAUCAAAACAGGAAAAAAUUGAGACUUGAGGAGGUGAAAGAUUACCAGCCAUGCCGGUGUUUACAGUUAAUGUGAAAUGGGGCAAAGAGAAGUUUGAUGCAGUAGAGCUCAACACCGAGGAACCACCCAUGGUUUUCAAGGCUCAACUAUUUGCUCUGACAGGAGUUCAACCAGACAGACAGAAGGUCAUGGUGAAGGGAGGCACCCUCAAGGAUGAUGAGUGGGGAAACAUAAAAAUUAAAAAUGGAAUGACUCUACUGAUGAUGGGCUCUGCAGAAGCCCUGCCUGAGGAGCCGUCUGUUCGGCCCAUGUUUGUAGAGGAUAUGACUGAAGAGCAGCUGGCUUCAGCGAUGGAGCUUCCGUGUGGAUUGACCAACUUGGGCAACACGUGCUACAUGAACGCCACGGUGCAGUGUCUACGCUCUGUGCCAGAGCUUAAAAAUGCUCUCAGGAAGUAUACAGGUGCUUUGCGAUCUUCAGGUGCAAAUGCACCAGCACAAUACAUCACAGCAGCUCUUCGUGAUUUAUAUGAGACUAUGGACAAGACCUCUUCCAGCCUGCCACCCAUUAUUUUGCUGCAGUUUCUUCACAUGGCCUUCCCACAGUUUGCUGAGAAGGGUGAUCAAGGGCAGUACCUCCAGCAGGAUGCCAACGAGUGCUGGCUCCAGAUGAUGAGAGUUCUUCAACAAAAGUUGGAGCCACUUGAGCCAGAGACUCCCAUGGAGACUGAAUCUGGGAGCGAAGCCGCCUCCGCCUCUUCAAAGAAGAACUUCAUUGACCAGUAUUUUGGUGUGGAAUUUGAAACUACCAUGAAAUGCACAGAGUCUGAGGAAGAGGAGCCGAUCAAAGGCAAGGAGAGCCAGCUCCAACUCAGCUGCUUCAUCAAUCAGGAAGUCAAAUAUCUUGCAACAGGACUACGGCUGAGACUACAGGAGGAAAUCACAAAAAUGUCUCCGUCAUUGAACAGAAAUGCUCAAUAUAUCAAAUCUUCCAAGCUUAGCCGUCUCCCUGCCUACCUGACUGUUCAGAUGGUCCGAUUCUUCUACAAAGAGAAGGAGUCUGUCAACGCUAAAGUUCUUAAGGAUGUGAAGUUCCCACUCAUGCUGGACGUGUACGAGCUGUGCACGGCGGACCUCCAGGAGAAAAUGUUGGCGGUUAGAUCAAAAUUUAAAGAGGUUGAGGACAAGAAGCUGGAGAAACAGCAGCAAAAGUUGCUGAAGAAGCCAGAUGCAGGAAAGGAAGUGAAAUAUGAGCCUUGCUCUUUCCCAGAUGAUCUCGGAUCAAACAACAGCGGCUACUACGACCUGCAGGCUGUGCUGACUCACCAAGGUCGCUCCAGCUCAUCGGGUCACUAUGUAGGAUGGGUCAAGAGGAAAGAAGAUGAGUGGGUCAAGUUUGAUGAUGAUAAGGUGAGCGUGGUCUCACCUGAAGACAUCCUGCGACUGUCUGGGGGCGGAGACUGGCAUAUAGCUUACGUUCUACUCUACGGGCCGCGUCGGCUGGAGAUACUGGAAGAACAGUAGCUGGUGGGAGAUUUAUCCACACGUACAGAUUUGCCAUUUCCAAGCACUGUCUGCAUAGAUGUGCAAUAAAACUGGUGUCUUUAAAAAUUUGAUGACCUUAUUUUUGUUUUUUAUUUGUAACAAACACAUGCUUGUGUUAAUUAUUCAACCAUAGUGUGCUUUGAAAAUAUGCCGAGGCAGUCUCUGGACCAGAUCCUCAGAAGUUUAAAGUUCUGCAGUUUCACAUGUUUUAUAAACAUUGUAUCAUUUUUUAAAAGCCUUUGGUAAGGUGAUCAUAUAAGAGCAACAGGUCAUUUUUAACGAGAGUCCAGCCAAGCUGCUGUCCUCGACCGUCUGGCUCGAGUCUGCAGAUGUACGACUGAACUCUCGACCACCUUUUGAACCUUUGAGGUCGACCUCAGGUCUUAAGUGCUUGGCUCACAUCAUCUCCUGCGAUUGUUCAAAUGUAUUGACUGAUGUGGCCCUUUCUGCCAAAUUAACGCUGUUUUCAGGGAAGUGUGAGUGUGGGGGGGAUGGUUCAGGUCAGGUCGCCCUUGUGUUGAACCUUGUGUUUAAAUAAAGACUUGAGAUUCUG